This is a messenger RNA of Vigna umbellata (rice bean), 793 nucleotides long. The record is from RefSeq and is a predicted model, not a curated record. NCBI's taxonomy places the organism in Eukaryota, Viridiplantae, Streptophyta, Magnoliopsida, Fabales, Fabaceae.
CGUUGGUGCUCGUUGCAACCACACUAUUUCCACAAGCUCUCUCCCUGUUUCUUAUCAUUAAGAAGAAGCAGAGCAUCAGGAGUUGGUAAAGUAGCCUUCUACUCCUAAACUCAAACACGGAAAUGGCCACCGCACCCGCUUUAUGUGGCUCUGUGUUGAACACCUCUUUUCUCAGGAAGCAGCCUGUGAUCAGCACAAGCCUGAAGUCAUUCCCAAACGCUAACGCCAUGUUCGGUGUGGAAGGAGGACGUGGAGGUCGUGUGACUGCCAUGGCCGCUUACAAGGUGAAGCUGAUCACCCCAGAGGGAGAGAAAGAGUUCGAAUGCCCAGAUGAUGAAUACAUUCUUGAUGUUGCAGAGAACCUAGGCCUUGACCUUCCCUACUCAUGCAGGGCUGGUUCUUGCUCUUCCUGUGCCGGCAAAGUUGUCGCCGGCAAAGUCGACCAGUCAGACGGUAACUUCCUUGAUGACGACCAAAUUGGUGAAGGCUUUGUUCUCACCUGCGUUGCUUACCCAACCUCCGAUCUUGUUAUCGAAACCCACAAGGAGGAAGACCUCGUUGCUUAAAUCUUAUCAUCAUCGCUGCCUCUACUUUAUUAAGUUUCUUCCUUUCCCAGCUCCAUCAUGUGUGCUGCCUUUUCUUUAUCUCUCUUGCCAUUUCUGAGGAUAGACACACCCAUUAUGCUUUAUUACGUACGAUAAGUAGCUUGUUAUGCAGUAAUGUAAUUCAUUACUUCCCCUGUAUUAGCACCUCAACAUGUUUUUUUGUUAACUAUAAUAAUCUUUUCCUUACA